Molecule: messenger RNA, 2555 nt
Organism: Lepisosteus oculatus (spotted gar)
Lineage: Eukaryota; Metazoa; Chordata; Actinopteri; Semionotiformes; Lepisosteidae
Product: ADP-ribosylation factor 4-like
Biological process (GO): intracellular protein transport; vesicle-mediated transport
Cellular component (GO): plasma membrane; cytoplasm
Molecular function (GO): GTP binding; GTPase activity
Source: RefSeq, a predicted model, not a curated record
CCGCGUUGGCCUGGACGUGGCACCUGCAUCAGAGGAGGAGGCAGUAGAGAGACUCCCAUUUUCUAUAGGGGCUGUUUAAACGAUUUCUGUUUCUAACUGUAGACAUCACUCGAAGUGUUAAAGGGGGGGUACUCUCGCACAACAUGGGCCUCACUAUCUCGUCGCUUUUCUCCAAGCUUUUUGGCAAGAAACAAAUGAGGAUACUUAUGGUUGGUCUGGAUGCAGCUGGGAAAACCACUAUUUUAUACAAACUGAAGCUGGGAGAAAUCGUUACUACCAUUCCAACCAUUGGUUUUAAUGUGGAAACAGUGGAAUACAAGAACAUCUGUUUCACAGUAUGGGAUGUGGGUGGCCAGGACAAAAUCCGCCCCUUGUGGAGACAUUACUUCCAGAACACGCAGGGCCUUAUCUUCGUAGUAGACAGCAAUGACAGAGAGAGAGUGACAGAGUCUGCAGAGGAGCUUCAGAAGAUGCUGCAAGAGGAUGAGCUCCGAGACGCCGUUCUACUGGUGUUUGCAAACAAGCAGGAUUUACCAAAUGCCAUGAUAGUGAGCGACCUGACAGACAAGCUUGGCUUACAGAACCUCCGCAACAGAACUUGGUAUGUCCAGGCCACCUGUGCCACACAAGGCACUGGUUUAUACGAAGGACUCGACUGGUUAUCCAAUGAAUUGUCGAAGCGCUAAAGAGGCAAAAGAAGCAAGAACUGAAGCGAACAAGAGAGAAAGUGUGCGCGAGAGCGUGAAAUGAUAUUUUACAGAGAAAUUUGUCUAAAUUAUCAGUGUGUCUGUCUGGUAGAACUUGAAGUUAUGGACUUUGCAAUCAGUUCCUGUUGUAAACUCUUUUUUUCUUUUAUCUUGUUAUUCCCAAUGUUAAUUAGUCUUGUUUUUUGUUUUUUUUUACCCUAGCCUCUUCUCUGAAAAGUUUAAGUUGCAUGUUUUUAAAUGACAAAAAAAGCAAUUUCCAGACCGUUUGAGAAAGUUGGUACAGCAGAAAGUAGAGUGGACAAUAGGCGAGACUGGGUGAGACAGUGCUACAUCCUGUCUUGCGUCUCUGGAGUGCAACACUUCUGACACAUGCCACAAAAGUAAUAUGUUUAUCAUUUCAGCUUAAUGGCCUUCCUUGUGACAGCACUCCCCUGCAGUUCUGUUGAAUUUCAGCAGAAAUCAAUUGGCCAGAGUUGGGUGUUCAUGCAGUAAAGGGAGGUCACAGGAAUCAAAAUAAAAUAAGACAGGCCCACUGCUAAAGUAAUUUCACAGGCCAUUUAUUUCCAUCAAUACAAGUUGCAUUUCCCUAUUACCCAGUUAUGUUUUGUAUCCUUUAUGAUCUAAUGGAGAAAGAUUGAUCAGCCUUAUUCAGGACUACACUUGCAAAGGAAUACAUCUUUACUUCCCCCACCCCCCCUUCUCUCAUUUUAAACUGUAUCUUCAGUGCCGGUACAUGAUGUUGCAUUAUUGAGUUUUGUACAGUGCUUUGAUAAUUGCAGCUUUUGCUCGUGGUGCAAGAAGGAAAACGGGCACAGAGCUUGCAGGCUAGUGCUGUGGGUCCUAUUGUAAUUUUACCCUCUGUUUCUGAAAAAGUACCUUUCCACGGUGCCCUAUUCCUAAACACGCAUGAAGCAAACAGAGUACAAACCAUAGUGAUUCCUUUUGUUGUACAAAAAAAAGACCAUAAACAAAAAAUAACCUUGGUUACAGACCUUUAGCAUAAACCACCACAGCAAGGCUAUUGAUCAGAGAUGACCAUUACAAUGUUCCUUUUUGAAUGUUAGCUCAACAUGUCCAUGUUUUUGGUUUUGUUUUUUUAAAGGUGCAAGUUAUUAAAAAGUGGGAAAAUUGUACUGUGCAUGAUUCUUUUUUUACAUUUACGUUUAGUGUUGCUUGAAAAGGUUAUGGUGUAUAGUUGUCUGAAGGUCAGGGAAGACAUGUAGUGAGUGCUCUGAACCAGGAGAACCAAUACAAAUUUGUGCUGAUUGCCUAAUAAAUAUUUCAUUAUGUAUUUUUACAUCAGCUCAUUAAAAGGUAGUCCAGUACUAGCCUUGUCUCCAAUUAUACAUUAAAACUAGGAUGUACUUAACUUAACUGAGUUCAGUGAUCAAUAAAACUUUAACAGAACUGGGUGUAAAAAGUCACCUUUAGACAAUGUCUUGACUAUGCAGGAACUAUGUUUUUAUACAUCCUUUUCAUGAACACAUUCAAGUUAAACUAUUUGCCACAAACAUUUGUUUUCUUUUCUUUGUAGUCAUUGCCCUUUAGGUGAAUAUUCAGACUAAAUUAUGAAAAUGAGAGACUGCGUUUCUUACACUCUGAACCGAGUAAGCCUUAUGAUUUUCUUAGGUGUCCUGCCAAGCUGAUUAAAAUGUCACCUACUUAUGAAUUGUGUAAACUUGUUUCCGUUAACCACACUUUGCAACUUAAUUUCCUGUCAUGCUGUUAGGAGCUUUGUGUUGUGCAUUUUUUUUCUUCCUGUUUGGUUUGUUUAAAAAAACUGUGAUAUAAACAGAUGGUUGAUAAUACUGUACACCGUUGUAGAUCAUUAAAAUAUCUGGUCAGCUA